Arachis duranensis is the source of this 609-nucleotide messenger RNA. RefSeq names its product homeobox-leucine zipper protein HAT3-like. The coding region runs from base 33 to 566 and encodes 177 amino acids. The transcript has 3 exons. The record is from RefSeq and is a predicted model, not a curated record. Gene Ontology annotation, molecular function: sequence-specific DNA binding; DNA-binding transcription factor activity, RNA polymerase II-specific. Gene Ontology annotation, biological process: regulation of DNA-templated transcription. NCBI's taxonomy places the organism in Eukaryota, Viridiplantae, Streptophyta, Magnoliopsida, Fabales, Fabaceae.
UGGAAGAUGAUGCAGAAGAAGAAGAAGAAUGCAUGACUGGGCUUUCUCUUGCUCUAGUGCCAAACAAGAAGAAGAACAAGCCUCUUAUGGUUUCCCUUCAUCAGAAGAAAUUCUGUUCUACUCAUCAGAGAAUCGAUGAUGAUGGAGGACACCACCACCACCACCAUCACAACAACAAGAAACUCAGGCUUACAAAGGAGCAAUCAACCAUGCUUGAAAACAGCUUCAACCAGCAUACCACUCUUAAUUCAGCCCAGAAAAAAUCACUUGCUGAAGAAUUGAAUCUAAAGACAAGACAAAUUGAAGUUUGGUUUCAGAACAGAAGAGCUAGGACGAAGCUGAAACAGACGGAGGUGGAUUGUGAGUUGUUGAAGAAACGGUGCCAAAGUUUAACAGAUGAGAACCGAAGGUUGAAGAAGGAGUUGGAGGAAGUAACUGCUGCACUCAAAGCUACAACAACAACAUCGCCACCAUCAUUAUACAUUCAACACUCCAAAGCUUCACCGGCUACCACUCUCACUAUGUGUUCUUCAUGCCACAAACUGCUUAUUCCAAAUUCAAAUUAAACCCACUCAAUAAUAGAAUAGAUUAACUAUACCUAGCUAGGUC